CUGUACAUAGAACUCCGUGGCUCAGGCUGACUAUGUAGUGCAGUUGUGAAAGAAGAGCGAGAGAGAGUGAGAGAAAGAGGGCACAGACUUUCUCUACCAGGUGAAUGAGUUACUGAGAGGAGAGAGCAGCAGGAAAGAAUAUCAGCUUUCACAGGACUGUGUUUUUCCAUUGGAUUACAAACAGCAAGAGGGAGAGAUAUUUCCCAGAAUACACGUAGAAGGGUGAUAAUGAAGCUUCUAGCGUCGUUAGCAGUGGUGCUCCUCCUGGUGGCGGUGGAGAGCAUGGCAGCAAGAGGCACAUCCAGGAGGAUGAAGAGGGAGCUGAUGAGCCCGCUGCACAUGGGGGGCAUCAGGGACCCGUUUGGGUCGUACUGCGAGCAGCGGGGUGGCUGCUGCCCGGGUCGUGAGGAUCAGUGUACCGUACCCUACCUGGACACCAUCUGUUACUGUGACCUGUUCUGUAACCGAACCAUCUCAGACUGCUGCCCUGACUUCUGGGGCCACUGUCUGGGCAUCUCACCCCCUUUCAUUGGCACCUGUGAAAGAAACGGACACAAAUUCCUCUCAGGACAGACUUACAAAGAGAACUGCAACUUAUGCACGUGUGGAACAACUGGCCGUUGGGAGUGUGAGCAGCAUGCCUGUCUGAUAGAGAAUGAUAUGAUCCAGGCUGUCAACAGAGGAAACUUUGGCUGGCGGGCAGCAAACUACAGCCAGUUCUAUGGCAUGUCUCUGGACGAGGGCCUGAGGUAUCGCCUGGGGACACAGAGGCCCUCCAGGACCAUCAUGAGCAUGAACGAGAUGCAGAUGAAUAUGGAUACUCAGAAUGACCGUCUGCCUCAGUAUUUUAAUGCAGCAGAGAAGUGGCCUGGAAAGAUCCAUGAACCUCUGGACCAGGGCAACUGCGCUGCCUCCUGGGCCUUCUCCACUGCAGCGGUGGCAUCGGAUCGAAUCUCCAUCCAGUCGAUGGGUCACAUGACCCCUCAGCUGUCGCCCCAGAACCUAAUUUCCUGUGACACGCGCAACCAAGGGGGCUGUGCUGGAGGACGUAUCGACGGAGCCUGGUGGUACCUGAGACGCAGAGGUGUGGUGACAGAGGAGUGCUACCCGUUCUCUGCUCCCCAGCAGACGACAGCAGAGGUGGGCCGCUGUAUGAUGCAGAGUCGCUCUGUGGGCAGAGGGAAGAGACAGGCUACUGCACGCUGCCCCAGCACACACACCUACCACAAUGACAUCUACCAGUCUACACCUCCCUACAGGCUCUCAUCUAACGAGAAGGAGAUCAUGAAGGAGAUUAUGGAUAACGGCCCAGUGCAAGCCAUCCUGGAGGUCCAUGAGGACUUCUUCGUCUAUAAGAAUGGGAUCUAUAAACACACAGAUGUCAGCUUCACCAAACCGCCACACUACCGCAAACACAACACACACUCCGUCAGGAUCACAGGAUGGGGAGAAGAGAGGAACUAUGAUAGGACAACUAAGAAGUACUGGAUUGCUGCCAACUCGUGGGGGAAGAACUGGGGGGAGAACGGCUACUUCCGUAUCGCUCGUGGAGAGAAUGAGUGUGAGAUCGAGGCGUUCGUGAUCGGCGUGUGGGGUAGGGUCACCAUGGAAGACAUGCAAAGCCACCAUCACCACCAACAUCGCCGACGCAAGUAGAGACAGGCACUCCAGGAACUCAGCAUCCUCAGACCCCCUACCCUUCACCCCAUACCCACUUCCCCUCAGCAUCCUCAGAGCCCCUAUCUUUCAUCCCGAACCCUCUUCCCCGUCCUACCCUGGGGAAUCAGCACAACCAGCCCCAGAGCCCCUACCCUUUCACCCCAACCCACUUCCCCUUCCUACCCUCGGGGUGCAACUCAACCAGCCCCGUACUAAACUCUGGGGGAGCAACACAACCAGAACCCCGGAGUUCACACUCUGACCCUUGGAGGAACCAACUACCCCAAGAACCACUACUCUUACCCCUUACACCCAUAUCCAACACUGUAGGUAUUGAAACUCCAGCCGCCCCCAACAUAACUCAAGGUUUAUGGCAUCAAAACAAACUCACGGCCUGCAGGCUUAGAGGGGCUCCUCCAUACAGCCUCCCCGGCUUCAGGACACAGCAAUAAUCACCUCAGGACUCACUAUCCCAAAGACCCCACUUCCCAGACUCCUUGGCUUUGGCCUGGGAUCGACUGUUUACUUCUUGCUUCUGUUCAGAAGUCUCCAUUUCCACUGCUAUGAUGAUGAAAGGACUGGCUUGAUCUGAACUCUCUCUCUCUCUUUCGCUCUCUCUCUCUGGAAGCCAACCCCUUACGGACAGAUUGGGAUAGUGAGAACCAGAGAGAUAGAAUGUUAGAUGACACAAGCACCAGAGAGAAACUAACAAUCCACUUGUGUUACAGUUUAGUUAGUGUUAUCACUGAGGACCUAACUCUUAAUCAUGCUAGCUAUAUCAUUGAUUAAUGUAUUCCUAUUACUGUCAGCAGAUCUGCAGUUGCAGUAGCCACGCAUCUCUCUACACAUUCCCAAAAAAGUUUUCUAGCAGAAUUUUACACUGGAAAGGGUGCUGGUCUAAGGCUUGGUGGUAGGUGGGAUUGAGUUUAGUGAACUGUCCUUUUGACCAAUAAUUUAUUUCCCCUCAUUUACCAAAAAACACUGUUUUCUUUUUAGUACAAUCCUGUACUAUACUAAGUGUAUAGUACAGGAUGGAUUCUCAGCAAGCUCUGGAAAUGUUCUAAAAUCUUCAUAAUGUGGUUAUGGAAGAGAUGGUGUCAAUUUUCCAAUGAUAUCAAAUCAACUUCAGUCUCAUGACCAUGACAGCUCUUGACUGAUUCCAACUGCUUGAACAUAAUGUUUCUGUAAGAAUAAUUUUAGUGGGUCAACCAUUUAUAAAUCUCCCUUAAUAGACAGUAUACACUCUUAGAAGUAACAGAGCCUGGAAGAACCUUUAGAACCAAAGUACCAAUUAUAAAAUUUAUUCGAGGAACCACUGUGUAAAGGUUCACAUCAGAACCUUUUUGUGAUGAGUGAGGUUCAAUUCUGAACCUUUUUAAUAAUAUAUUGUAGAGGUGGCAGCCUAUCAGAAGAUUGGAGGUGUAUCUUAUUGGAGGUAUGGCUUUCAGAUAGUUAUUUUUGGCCACCCAUUACAGUAAAUGUCAUUCCUGUUCAUCAUGUAAAGUUUCAUCAUGCAAAUUUCAAUUUUCCUUGAAUAUUUAUGCAUAUUACAUAUUCUAAUAUAAUAUUAACAUAAUAUUAACAUGGCUGAUGACAAGGUCCAAAAUUAGGAUUUGCAUAGGCUCUUGAGGAACUCGUACACCUCUGUAAGCCUCAUUGAAGCUACAGAACUGUCAUUGUUCAACCUUAACAUGUGAUGAAAAUCUGAACGCCACACCCCUACCAAGCCACACCUCCAGUCCAGGUUUCUGACAGGAACCCUUUGCUAUGUUGAAACAUGAAAGGUUCCUGCAAGAACCCCUCAACUAACCUACGGUGCAAAUAUUGAGGAACUCCAGGGGUUCAUUGAGUACCUCCAGUGUUCCUCGAGUCACCACUAAUUCUAAGAGUGUACACAUUCCAUUUAUUAAUCAGCUGGUUGACAAAAACACAUCUUGGAAAAAACGAGGCAUUGAUUGAAAUAUCUGAGUUGUCAUUUCUUUGAAGAAGGUAAAAUGGCCACCACCAUGUCAUUUUCAGAUGUUGCUUCAACAUGGAAACGUCUUGGUUGAUCAAAUGCCUUAAAUAAAUGAGUGCUGUUUUUCGACCUCUGGUUGAAAAUAUCCCAUGGUUUGUGUAUUAUAAUCUUAAUCUGUUUCCUUCCGUGUACACUGUGUUACUAUAAUGCUGAAAAUAUUGUUGUAUUUUACUCCUAUUUUCUUACUUGCUUUGAGAGAUGUGGUUGUCUCACACACACACUCCCCUCCCCUUACCAGCUGCUUUGAAGAGUGCUUGGGUGGUGCACUUACUCCUUCAGAAGGUGAACACACACACAAUCAAAGUGCCUGACUCUAGGGAGAGGAGGAGGUCGGACUCAGCUGCCAAAGUCUGUUAAAUGCUGUUUCUUUAUAGCCUAAAUCUCACAGACGCAACAUGCCACUAACACUUCAGUAUUCAGCAAUAGGCAUGUGUAGGCCUACAACAGACUCAUUGUGACAUUUCAAAGGUUGUGUAUUUCUAAAGAAGUGUUAGGUAGGUAGUUCAAUCCUCAACUGAAGCCAGUAAUCACACAGGUUCUGAUAUACUGAUAUAACUUGAUAUAACUGCCUUAUGUAAUGUUGCUCUAGGUGCUCUUUUUAUACUGUCUCCAAUUCAGAUCUAUUAUUUCUGUGCCUAUCAUGAGUUUUAAUGUCUAAGUUUCCAGAGGUGCCAACUGUCCUUUUAGAGACCACAUCAUGUAUCAGUUCACACUGUGCAGUCUCACUUCACAAUAAACUGCUUGGCUUCCCAGAA
Oncorhynchus tshawytscha (Chinook salmon) is the source of this 4431-nucleotide messenger RNA. Its product is annotated as tubulointerstitial nephritis antigen-like 1. Gene Ontology annotation, biological process: proteolysis. The record is from RefSeq and is a predicted model, not a curated record. Gene Ontology annotation, molecular function: cysteine-type peptidase activity; peptidase inhibitor activity. The transcript has 12 exons. The coding region runs from base 229 to 1656 and encodes 475 amino acids. Gene Ontology annotation, cellular component: lysosome. NCBI's taxonomy places the organism in Eukaryota, Metazoa, Chordata, Actinopteri, Salmoniformes, Salmonidae.